CUUACAGCCUUCACCCUCGGCCUUACAGCCUUACAGCCUCGCACAUCAAGGCAAACCCCCAACCAAUCUCUAAAAGACUUCAACACAUCGCAGCACAGCACGGCCAUCAUGCCAUCACACCAGGCGCUCCAGGGGCACCUGUGGUGUGGCAUCUUUACCGGAGCUACCACUCCACGGCGGAAGAGGAGAAAGGUUGCUCCGGUUACCCCGCGGUUGCCCAUACGUCUGCCAACCGCUGUGCAGACACCAUUGCAACCACCCCCGCGAUUCGAAUUCCCACCGUCUGUCCAACGCCACUUGCCCCAAGCAAUUGCAGACAUGGUUAGCGAGAGUUCCGGCGAGAGCUCCGGCGAUGAAGACGGGCAGCAGCAGCAGCCGCAGCGAGGGCUUUCACCCGCGGACAGGGGUCUGCAGCGCCCACUGAACCUCCUCGCGCCCAUCCCUUUCCGUUUUCCCAGCACACCGGGUGGAUCCCUGGUGUAUGAACCCCCGCCACCACCACCCGCUCAACGACCCCGGCAGACACAUGCAUGCACCAAGGUUUCGCUUCACCGAAUCCAUAAUCAAAAUCAAAUUCAAAGGGAGCGCCUGACAACAUUCAUCGGCAAUGUUCACGUCCUUGCGCGCCACACCACCUUCUUUCUCAAGUACUAUCUUGGUGAGUUUUUGAGCUGAUCAUCCUCUACACGAUUUCCCGGACAUCACCGACAAGCACAUCAGUGUGAUAUUUGAGCUGCUAAACAACCCAGGCUACA
Messenger RNA from Fimicolochytrium jonesii, 755 nucleotides. RefSeq lists its product as uncharacterized. The coding region runs from base 109 to 675 and encodes 188 amino acids. The record is from RefSeq and is a predicted model, not a curated record. Lineage: Eukaryota; Fungi; Chytridiomycota; Chytridiomycetes; Spizellomycetales; Powellomycetaceae. The transcript has 3 exons.